GUCUUGUUUGCUUUAUACGAUGUGUUGUCAAAUCUGGAGACUUUUGUUCGUUUGGGAUGUUCUCGUGACAGAGAACUUCAAGAUUGAAGCUUUUUUUAUAUAUAUGUGAAACUGUGACUUAAAAAAGGGACAUUUCUGGUCUAGGUGACAAUAUGAGAAAGAAGCAUCAAUACCCAAGAACAGAAGAAGAAGAAGAUGAUCCAGAUAACACUGAACUUGAGAGAAACAAGAAAACGAAGAAGAACAAUCCAGAAACAGAAGUUGAUUCUUCUAUUUCUUCCGACCACUCUUGUUUUUGGGCCCUUGUCACCGCUUCGAAUCUACACAAAGAUGCUCUGGAUCUUCCAAAAGAAUUCACAAGCUCAAAUCUUCUUGAAAAAGAAUGCCGCAAAAUUGUUUUAAGAGACAGGUGGGAAAGAUCAUGGGCAAUGGAUCUGGCGUUCAAAAAAUCAUCUGACACUUUCUACAUAAGGCAAGGCUGGAGAAGCUUCUGUGAUGAAAACGGAAAGAAAGCAGGAAGUUUCUUUGUUUUCAAGCUAGUUGGAAACAGAGAAACACCUUUGCUCAGUCUAUGUUCCACAGGAUCAACCAGUAACAGGAACAACAAAGAAUCUUGUGUGGAGCAUUCAACUACACCACCAAUCAAAAGCCGUUUAAUGACCUUAACAAUUGAGCACGCGAGCUUCAUAAAAGGAAGCCUGCAUCUUCCACUGCGUUUUAUGAAGAAACAUGGUUUGGAUAAACCUCGGUUGAUAACUCUGUUGGGCAAAGAUGGCACAAAGUGGGUGGCAAAUCUGCGACGUGAAAGCUCAGGUGGAAGAAUGAGGUUGGGGAAAGGCUGGAAAGAUUUUGCUUUAGCCAACGGCUUAAAGGUUGGGGACUCCUUUACGUUUGAGUUAGUCGGGAAAAACAAUACUCCUCCUAUGCUUAGUUUGAUUAGAACAGAAUCCACAAGUGAUACAAGGCAGCCCAGCAGUGGAAACAAGACCAGGGAAGGGAAGCAGACCAUAGAGGAGAGGAGAGAUUCAUCUUCAGCAAUCAAAAAUCAAGUUGUGACAUUAACACUCACACCUGAUGAUGUCAGAGCCUGUCAACUAAUUCUUCCAAGUCAAUUCAUGAAGGCUAAUGGUAUCUACAAGCUUGGAAAGAUAACUCUGUUGGGUGAAAAUGGAACGAGGUGGCUUGCAUUUCUACUGUCAAAAGAUGGACUUCUGGCUCUUGGUUGUGGUUGGAAGGACUUUUGUGAGGCUAAUGGCGUUAAGACAGGAGAGUCAUUCACUUUGGAAUGUAUUUGCGAAGCUAAUGACACAACUCAUGUUAAGUUCUGUUCCAACUCUGGAGAGUAAAGACAAAAAAAUUAGUUGGUUAGAAACAUGUUAAGUGUACAAUCUUUGACACUGAAACUAUUGGUGUAAGAGACACGAUCUUUGCAGUGCAAUAGAAUUGCUCUUGUGUUCCAUGAAAUGCCGUGAUUUUUUUACUUUACAAUCGUUGCUGAUUCAUCUGUUAGUAUCAGUAGAGUUGAGGACUACACAGUGCCAAAAAAGUAACCUCCUAUUCUUAUUAUUAUGCCUAGACUUGGGUGUUUGGGGGAUUCAGUUGUUUUUCU
Messenger RNA from Brassica rapa (field mustard), 1609 nucleotides. Its product is annotated as B3 domain-containing protein REM12. NCBI's taxonomy places the organism in Eukaryota, Viridiplantae, Streptophyta, Magnoliopsida, Brassicales, Brassicaceae. The record is from RefSeq and is a predicted model, not a curated record. Gene Ontology annotation, molecular function: DNA binding.